Molecule: messenger RNA, 1662 nt
Organism: Scleropages formosus (Asian bonytongue)
Lineage: Eukaryota; Metazoa; Chordata; Actinopteri; Osteoglossiformes; Osteoglossidae
Product: mitochondrial uncoupling protein 2-like
Exons: 7
Coding region: 70-999 (309 amino acids)
Biological process (GO): transmembrane transport
Source: RefSeq, a predicted model, not a curated record
CUCCGGAGGACCACUAACAGGACUUUGACUGAGUCCUCGUCCUACAGACUUCAGCGCACAUUUAACAAGAUGGUAGGACUGAAACCAUCCGACGUACCGCCCCCUCUGGAGGUAAAGGUCCUGAGCGCUGGAAUAGCUGCCUGCAUCGCUGACCUGGUGACCUUUCCCUUGGACACAGCCAAAGUCAGAUUACAGAUCCAGGGUGAGAAAGCUGCAGCGGAAGUUGUCAAGAGCAUUAAGUACAGAGGGGUGUUUGGGACGAUCAGCACUAUGGUGCGGACGGAAGGACCGCGGUCCCUCUACAACGGGCUGGUGGCAGGCCUGCAGCGCCAGAUGGCCUUUGCCUCAAUCCGCAUUGGACUCUACGACAAUGUCAAACACUUCUACACUGGCAAUAAAAACAACCCUGGGGUUGGCGUGCGGAUCCUUGCCGGAUGCACCACUGGAGCCAUGGCGGUGUCGAUAGCGCAGCCCACGGAUGUGGUCAAGGUGCGUUUCCAGGCCCAGAUGAACUUGAAGGGUGUCCAGCGCAGGUACAAUGGCACACUGCAGGCCUACAGGCAGAUCUUCCUACAGGAAGGCCUCAGAGGCCUCUGGAAGGGCACACUUCCGAACAUCACAAGGAAUGCCCUGGUUAACUGCACGGAGUUGGUGACCUACGACCUCAUCAAGGAGGCCAUCCUGACACACAGGCUCAUGACAGACAACCUGCCCUGCCAUUUUGCGUCUGCUUUCGGGGCGGGGUUCUGUACAACCGUGAUCGCCUCGCCGGUGGACGUAGUGAAGACGCGGUACAUGAACUCUCCGCCCGGCCAGUACACGAGCGCUGUCAACUGUGCCUGGACCAUGCUCACCAAAGAAGGUCCCACAGCAUUCUACAAAGGAUUUGUCCCCUCAUUCCUGAGACUGGGCUCCUGGAAUGUGGUCAUGUUUGUUUCAUUUGAGCAGCUGAAGAGGGCAAUGGUGGUAUCCAGACAGAGUGUAGAGAUCACCGCGUAACAAAUCGCAAUUCAUCCAGCCACCAAUCGAGGUGCAACAACUUUUAAGAAAAGCACACAAAGGCAUGGAACCCUAAGCUAUGCAGCCUUACAAAAACAGGCCAUCAAAACCGCACACAGCGGAUGUUGUCUCACUGCUGUGAAGCCUUCGUUCAGGUUGUGCUUAUUUAAAUGAAUUUUCACUCGACUUGCCAGGGAUCUUUCACACGAGGGACUGGAUUCGCACAACAGGAUCAGCUUUUCUUCAACAAAACACGGAAUUAAAGAAAGAACCACAAAUAUUUGUACUGGCGAAGGAAAGCUAUUUUUAAGAACUCGGCCGUUGUUUGAUUUACAUUUGCUUUCUAACGUUGCUCAUGUUAAAUGCCUCUUGAAGACACGAAGACACGGGACCUAAGGAAGCAGUAAAUUCAGGAAGAUGAAAUAUCUUCAUCCUUCAUGGUAAUCCACCUGAAAGAAACACACCAGAGUGAAAUUAAAUAUUUAAGAGGCAUAGCAUCUGCAACAUGCAAUUAGUUUUACAAGUGUAAAAAUAUUGCAUAAAAGAAAAAAAUAAGAAAGAAUACUGAAGCUGUGUUAGUUUUCAUAACAUACUGUAUGUAUUUAUAACUAUCUCCUCCGGGUGGCAAUAAUGUUCUUGGAAGCGAUGGAACCCAAGCGCUAA